AUGGAGAGGCAGAGGUCUUUCGAAGUUCUUCAUGUUGAUGAUGAAACUUUUAACCUAGAGAAUGAUAGUCUUGUCGAAAGUGUCUACUUGGUUUCUGAGCAAGCUGUUUCUGAUGAAUCACCUUCUUACACUGAGGUUUCGGAGUCUGACAAGUCAGAAAAUUCUCUAUCCACAUCGACGUUCGAUUUCGUCAAACUGGACUGCGACCAAAACCAUGCUGCCAUUACACAACCCUCUCCAUCUUGUGACUUGGACCAGUUACAUUGUCUAAGCAUACCUGAUGAGAAAGAGCCAACUAUUGUAUAUGAACAAUCAUGUAUCCAAUCGUCAAUGUACUCGGAAAUAAAUGCCUCUGAUCGGAUACAUUUUUACUUCCGUGAUUUUCUUUUGGGAGGCAUAAUUUUCAGUUUGCUUUUAGGUCACAUGCUGUAUUCUGAACAAUGUUAUAAAAAUCGAAUUGCUGGUUGUGAAAUUGAACGUGACAAAUUAUCAACAAACAUUUCUUUUCUAUCGACUGAAAUUUUACAAAAAGAUACAGCAUAUCGACAUCUGGAAAUUAAACAUAAACACCUUAAAAAUGUAACACAUCAAUUGCAUUCAGAUAUAUCUAUACUAACAGCUGAAUUACGUGACAAAGCCCUAGCUUACAAUGAAUUAAAAUCAGACUACAAAUAUGUCAGUGAUAAAAUGAAAGAGUUAACCAAUGAAUUGCGAAAAUUGAAAUUUGCACUUAUGGAUUUGAAACGCUCUUCGCUAUUUUUUCCCGGUAUCAGAUUGAUCAAAGAUAUCUUGUGUAAAAUUUUAAGCGUUUGCCCUGAUCUAGAUGGAGAGUAG
Messenger RNA from Schistosoma mattheei, 834 nucleotides. Lineage: Eukaryota; Metazoa; Platyhelminthes; Trematoda; Strigeidida; Schistosomatidae. The record is from the annotation of a GenBank genome assembly.